This is a messenger RNA of Miscanthus lutarioriparius, 714 nucleotides long. The record is from the annotation of a GenBank genome assembly. Lineage: Eukaryota; Viridiplantae; Streptophyta; Magnoliopsida; Poales; Poaceae.
AUGUCGUCAUCGCUCCUGCCCACCACCUCCGGCGGGGCUCACAUCUGCCCGUCCCCGCCUCGACCGCGCCGCCGCCGGUGCUGCCAAGUAAUCGCCGCCGCCUCCGCUCCGCCCGCUUCUGACGGCGUCGGCCGCCGCGCCGUCUCCCUGGCCGGCGUCGCCGCCUGGCUCGCCACUACCGUCGGCCGGGCAGACGCGGCCAGUCCAUUGGACAAGUAUGUCAAGAGGAAGAAGCUGGAGCCUUUGGAGAGCUACGUUCCGGCUGUCCUGCUGACUAUUGACCAAUUCGUUGAUCUAGAGAAAUCUUUAGAAUUUGAGAAACCAAUGUAUGACGAGAGCAGAUCAUUACUUCGCUCUGGACCGGCAUCAUCUUUGCGGGUCAGCAUUCGGGCAGUGGCACAAUAUGCUUCUAGUAAUGGUCAAGGCAAGGCUGCAUCAGACGCUGUGGACGAGUGCUUACGAGCAUUGGAAGAUCUCGACUCACUGCUACUACGUGCAUCACGGAAUGAUCCGUCAGCGUCCGUUGAAACCAUGAGGAGCAAGAUCACUGUUGCCCUUUCAGCAUUAGACAAUCUCUUGCAAACGGUGCCAUCUGCAGUACUGGAUAAAGGAAAGGCGAUUGCUGAUGCAUACCGGACUCCGGUGGAUGAUUAUGUAGAGGAAAAUGCUGCCGAGUUGGAUCCCAGGCUGAAACAGUUGGAGGAUAUUCUUUAA